Messenger RNA from Diabrotica balteata, 826 nucleotides. Lineage: Eukaryota; Metazoa; Arthropoda; Insecta; Coleoptera; Chrysomelidae. The record is from the annotation of a GenBank genome assembly.
GCUUUUUGAAAGGUUAUGUAAAGGAAAAACGAGAUUUAAAAAUUUGAAUAUGAUUUGAAUAAUUUUUAAAAAUGAGAAUGCAACAAAGUGUACGUUAUAUCAGUUACAAAACAUUGAGGACCUGGUACGCUAAUUUGGUUAAACCAAAACCUAAUGAUCCACCUUAUAGUCAUAUUGUUCAAAUAGGUGAUCCAAAUUUACGAGUAUCAUCAGAAGAAAUUUGUGAAGAUGACAUUUGUAGACCCGAGGCUCAAUAUCUUAUUAAAAAAUUACGAAAUGCCUUCCAAAGUAAUAACUGUGUAGGACUGUCAGCACCACAAAUUGGAAUACCUCUGCAAGUUGUAAUAGCAGAAUUUAAUGAAAAACACUUGAAAGGAUAUCCAAAAAAUGAAAUUAAAGCUAAGGAGAUGACUAUUCAACCACAAACAGUAAUUAUAAAUCCACAAAUAAGAAUUGUAGAUUACACAAAGGUGGUUUUUCCAGAAUCAUGUGAAAGCAUGAAGGGAUAUUACGCUGAGGUACCUAGGUAUAGGUCUAUUGAGGUAAAAGGAUUUAAUGAAAAAGGUGCUUUAUUCUCCAUUUUAGCCCAUGGAUGGUGGGCACGAAUACUUCAACAUGAGAUAGACCACCUCCAAGGAAAAAUGUAUGUAGAUAUCAUGGAACCUAGAUCAUUAACUUGUUCUUGCUGGCAUGAAGUGAACGAGAGAGGAGGAAGAGUGCAUAUACCUUUAGGAACUAAAUAAAAAAUGUAAAAAUCUAGUCAUAUAUUUAUUUUCUACAAUACGUUGUGAAAUGAAAAAAAAAAUAUAUAUAUACAUAUACAUUU